This is a messenger RNA of Caenorhabditis angaria, 1893 nucleotides long. NCBI's taxonomy places the organism in Eukaryota, Metazoa, Nematoda, Chromadorea, Rhabditida, Rhabditidae. The record is from the annotation of a GenBank genome assembly.
AUGCUCAAAAUUUCGGCAAUUUUUGUGAUUUCAAUCGGAAUCGUGGCAAGUUUGCCGUUUUCCGCCACCAAACUUGAACUUGAUCCCAAGGUUCAAUGCGCGGUUUGUCAGUUUUUGGCGACGGGAAAUUUUAGUGGUGGGUUUUUUAUUGUUAGACGCGUGCGGCUGUGCGUCGCGGUCGGACGUGGCAAAGUUGCGUGCGGCUGUGCGUCGCGCUAGGAAAGCAAAAUUUCCCAAUUUCUUCCCGACCGCGACGCACAGCCGCACGCGCAGCCAAAGUUUUGAACUUCUUCUGAAUUAUGACGUGGCAAAAUGUGGAAAAUCAGAAGGUUGUAGCUGGAUUUUUGAUAGAAUAGCGUUGGAGGGUCAUAAGUAGAAGGUUUUUCGCCACAGGUGAUGGGAGCCUGACCAAAAAUUGGUGCAUUUUUGGCCAAAACAAAAUUCGGGCAUUUUUUGAUCAAUGUUUGAUCAAUUUACUGUUUUGGCCAAAUUAUGAUCAAAAUGUGGUCAAAAAUCGACCAGAAAGAAGGUUUUUCUGAAUUUCAGCACUAUUCUAUCAGAAAUCUAGUCAUAACCUUCUGAAUUCACGAUUCUCCAAGUUUUCCACGUCAUAACUCAUUUUAGAAGUUGGGAUUUGUAGUUUUUGACAAAAGAAGCGUGAUCAGAAGGUCGAAAAACUUCUGAUCACGCUUCUGUUAUCAAAAACUACAAAUCUCAACUUCUAAUAUGAGUUAUGACGUGGCAAAAUUGGAGAAUCGUGAAUUCAGAUGAUUUUCUGAUGGAAUAGCGUUGGAGGGUCAUAAUUACAGAAGGUUUUGCUGAAAUCUGAAAGAUUUUCCAGAAAAGUUCAAGGGAUUACGAAGUUUUCUCGAUAAUCUUUCGAAUUUCAGCAAAACCUUCUGCAAUUAUGACGCUCCAACGCUAUUCUACCAGAAAAUCAUCUGAAAUCUAGUCAUAACCUUCUGAAUUCACGAUUCUCCAACUUUGCCACGUCAUAACUCAUAUUAUCAAUUGAUUUCCUGUAGACGCGUGCGGCUGUGCGUCGCGGUCGGGAAAUAAUUUUCCUAUUUCUUCCCGACCGCGACGCACAGCCGCACGCACAAAUCUCAACUUCUAAUAUGAGUUAUGACGUGGCAAAAUUGGAGAAUCGUGAAUUCCGUAUGAUUUUCUGAUAGAAUAGCGUUGUACAAAAGGUUUUGCUGAAAUCCGAACAGAAAAACCUUCUGUACAACGCUAUUCUAUCAGAAAAUCAUCCAGAAUUCACGAUUCUCCAAUUUUGCCACGUCAUAACUCAUAUUACAAGUUGAGAUGUUUAUGAAAAUACAAUUUCCAUUUCCAAUUUUCAGCCAAACCAUGCGAUGCAAGUUGCAAAAUUCUAAAAGACUGUGAAAUCGUCGCAAUUCUUCACAGCGAAAUCAAAAAAUCACCAGAGCUCCCAGCACAUUUCACAAAUUUCAUAAAAACUCGAAGAGCAUUCGAAAACCUGCUCAGGAAAUGGGGAAUUGUCGCUUUUCCAAAGCGAUGUUUCGAGCAGCACUUGCACAAUGUGCUUUUUGGUCUAUGACACUUUGAAAUACAUCAAUUAUAGUUAGUUUAUCUCUAGAAUUUGAACGAAAUCUACAAUUAAUUUCAGAUAUUCUGGAUAAUCCAAUGCUUGGAGAAGUCAAACAAGCAAUCCUAAGUGCCUGUGGAUUUUUAAAUCAAGAUCUGGUAAUUCCCAUGAAAUAAUUCCUCAUUUUGAAGUUUUUCUUGCAGUGUGAAGCUCUCUUUGAAGUUGAUACUUUUGGCGCCAUCAUUCAAGGUUUAAAAGAUUCUCUCGGUGGAUUUUAUGACGCAAUAGCUGUACAAGGCUUCGGAUGUCCUGGUUACAAUGAUUUGUUCACUAAAUGCUAA